ACCUCUACACCACUCCGACUUCCAACACCACAUCUCCAACACCCCAUCCCAAGUCCGCUCGAAGCAUGCGUGCAGCUUCCUACCCCUCCCUCGUCCCUUAGUACCACCAACACCAUAGCCACCAUGCCGCCCACCCUCGACCCCCACACCCACGCCAUCGUCCCCCACCCCGGCGAAUGGCCCGUGGAUCCGCAAGAAGACCAACCCAUCCGCCACGACCGCCUCUGGAUCGACGGCUGCUUCGACUUCUUCCACCACGGCCACACAGGCGUGAUGCUUCAAUCGCGUCGCCUCGGCGCCUCGCUGCUCGUAGGCCUGCACACCGAUGAGGAAAUCGCGGCCAACAAGGGCCCCACCGUCAUGAGUCUCGCCGAGCGCGUGGCGGCCGUGGACGCGUGCCGCUUUGCCACGCAGUGCAUCCCGCGCGCGCCGUACGUCACGUCUUUGGCGUGGAUUUCGCACUACGGGUGUUGGUUUGUGACGCAUGGGGAUGAUAUUACCAGCGAUGCGAAUGGGGAGGAUUGCUAUCGGUUUGUGAAAGAGGCGGGGCGCAUGAAGAUUGUGAGGCGGACGGAGGGUAUCAGCACGACGGAUUUGGUGGGGCGGAUGUUGGGUGCGAGUAAGGAGCAUUUUAUCAAGAGUCUGCCGGCUGUGUUGGAGGGGCAGGAGGGGAGGGAGAGGAUGAAGGAGACCCCUACGGAGAUGAAGAGAAGGAUUGAAGAGUAUGCUGCGGCAGAGGAUGGGCUGGAUUCAUGGGUGCAGGUGUACUCUUUCGAAGACUCUGCCCAGCAGCAGAAUGGACACGCUGGAAGCACAACACCACUUGUCUCCCUCGUCUCGGGCCAGCCCCCGCGCCCCGGCCAACGAAUCGUCUACGUAGACGGCAGCUUCGACCUCUUCUCCUCCGGCCACAUCGCCUUCCUCGAAACAACCACCGCGCUAGAACACGCCCACGCGGAAGCACGCAACUGGUACGACGCAAGCGCCGCCGCCUCUCGCAUAGCGCAAACAGGCUCCGACUACGGCCCCGCCUACAUCAUCGCAGGCCUACACUCCGACGCCGUCGUCAACGCCCACCGCGGCGUCAACUACCCCAUCAUGAACAUCUACGAGCGCGGCCUGUGCGCCAUUCAAUGCCGAUACGUGCACUCCGUCAUCUUGUCUGCGCCCAUCAUUCCAACAAAGGAGUACCUCUCCUCACUACCCACUGGUCUCCCUGACGUCGUCUACCACGGCCCCACGUCCUUCCUCCCGACUCCCACGGAUCCAUACGCCGAUGCGAAGAGUCUAGGCAUUUUCCAGCAGGUUGGUCCGCAUCGCUUCCAGGACGUCGAUAGCGCGCAGAUCGUGCAGAGGAUUCUGGACAAGAGGGAAGAGUACGAGGCGCGGCAGCGGAAGAAGGGCAUCAAAGCUGUGGGCGAGGAGGCGGCGAGGAGGGAAGAGAUGGAGAGGGAGGCGGAGGCGAAGGCAAAAUUGUCGAAUGGCAAGGCUGCGUCUUGAUGUGCUGAUAUCCUUUUGAUGCAAUGAUACCCCCACCCCGAAUUCAACAUUUAUGGCUAGAGAAGAUUGACGAA
This is a messenger RNA of Neohortaea acidophila, 1574 nucleotides long. RefSeq names its product phosphoethanolamine. Gene Ontology annotation, molecular function: ethanolamine-phosphate cytidylyltransferase activity. The record is from RefSeq and is a predicted model, not a curated record. Gene Ontology annotation, cellular component: cytoplasm. Gene Ontology annotation, biological process: phosphatidylethanolamine biosynthetic process. Lineage: Eukaryota; Fungi; Ascomycota; Dothideomycetes; Mycosphaerellales; Teratosphaeriaceae. The transcript has a single exon. Bases 124 to 1500 code for a protein of 458 amino acids.